Messenger RNA from Cylindrotheca closterium, 1668 nucleotides. NCBI's taxonomy places the organism in Eukaryota, Bacillariophyta, Bacillariophyceae, Bacillariales, Bacillariaceae. The record is from the annotation of a GenBank genome assembly.
AUGCCGGUGUCCGUAAUUCCAGUGGGGGCUACCGUAGUUGAUCAUCAUCCUUACCCCGGUGCUUCUGGCUUGGAAGGAAUGGCCUCUACCGAAGAUAAUGUCGCUGAUGUUGUGACUCCUCCAUCCUCGCAUGAUGGGAAAGAGCCCGAACAAGACCCAGUGGUCGCCCCCACCACCGGCGAGGAAGGAUCUGUUGUCAUAUCUGACACCAAGGAAGACAAGAAAGGUUCCCCGGAUAGAGUAUCCAAUUCUCCUGUCCAAUCAGUCUCAGGUUAUCCUCAGGCUCUUCCCGCACACCUGACCCCACAGCCACAGGCGUACUAUUAUUCGCAAACGCAAGUGACCCCUGAGCCUCCCUCACCAGCAGGAGCAACUGGUUAUGAUGUUGGCGCAUUUCUGCAACCGGCUGCUUAUCCAGGAAGUCCUUUUGGGACCGUUCAUGUUCACCCUUAUAGCACAGCUGCCCAGCAACCACCCAACAGUCCCUCUCACACGGCCUCGAGUUUGACGGGUGUCCCACCAGCUUCUCCACUCUUUCCAACUUUGAGUGGACAGCCAACGCAUGGUUUGCUGGACCAUCACCACGUGUUUGAUGGAUCUAUGCAACAGCAUGCUCCAGGUAGUCCUGGACCUCACUAUCUUUCCUCCUCUGGAUUGGGACCUGUUCCAAACGAUUUCUCUGGAUGGACCGACAAUCGACAAAACUCAUAUCCGCCAAACUCACCUGCCCAACAAGGAAUGCCCAUGCCUUAUGUUCCAGGAAUGCCACCUCGUACAGCAGCAGGAAGAUCUUAUUCCUUUGAAGAAACCAUGCUUGCACCAUCUGUAGAUAGCCAACAAGAUCAAGGCUAUGGCGUUUAUGGCAGUAGUCCGAAUAGCCCAGGUGGUCAUUUCUCCCAUCAUCAGCAGGCCCCUCAAUGGGGAUAUCCGACUCCUGAUAUGUAUGGCAUGACGGCUGUCAGCCCACUUCAGCCUCGCCCUACUAUGUCAUAUCCAGGCAUGCCCGGGGGUGGUGGCCGAGGAGUUCCUGGACAGCAAAUGGCAAACUAUGGAGGUCAAUAUUAUCCAACCGCUUCUCCUGGACCUCCCAUUCAAACAACGGCGUCCAACAAGGGUCCAGAUGGCGCCAACUUGUUCAUCUUUCACAUUCCCAAUCACUUCUCCAACAUGGACAUGUACCAUUUGUUCUCUCCAUUUGGUACUCUGCUCAGUGUUAGAAUUAUGGUGGAAAAGGAGUCGGGUCGAAGCCGUGGGUUUGGAUUUGUGUCAUACGAUAGUCCGGAUGCAGCAGCGAUUGCUAUUAAGGAAUUGAAUGGAUAUACGAUUGGCAACAAGCGCUUGAAAGUACAACACAAGCAAAUCCGAUCCGCCGAACAGCAAAAUGAGAGAGGACCUAAUGGAGGAUACAAUCCCCAAGGUGGAAAUCAGGGUGGUGCUGGUGGAAACCAAGGAGGACGCGCUUACAUGCCCUCCUCUUUGCCGCCAUCUGGACCCAUGGCCAUGAGUGCUGCUGGUGGUUGGUAUCAGGAGGGCGGUGCUGGAAAUGUUGAGGGAGGAGCCGCUAGCGAAGAUGUCGUUAACGAGCCGGAAGACGGUGCAGGUCCUAGCUCAUUUUCCAGCAUGGAUCCGUUGCGCCAAUCAUUACCCGAAGUUGACGGAGCCAAUUAA